UCAGCCAUGAGGUUAUAAAAAGGCCUCCGCUGCUCUCACUCUGCUACCUUCCACGUACAUUCUACCUGUCAGUUCCCCCCACGACCGUCCUCUGCGGCUGUCUUUGCAGUGGGUCCGAUAACGACGUCAACACUGGAGCUGUAACAUUAACAACCGGGGCUCCGGUUUAAAGCGUCGCCGCAAGCUCGCAGUGUGAUCUCUUGCAACGGCCUCUGAAACCAUUCCGUUUCGGAGAAAGUGCAAUCGGAUAGGCCAGACAGACACCACUGCCGCAGCCGCCUCACGUCCUUCCCCAGCAAAAAACCCACAGAUAACCCAAAUUGAAGCAAAAAUGGUGCAAAAUAAGAUCACCGAAGUCACUGGAUUCCACCGCUCUUUUAAGGGCCAAAAUCCUUUUGCGACAGAUGAAUUCACCAAAAAUGGAUCCCAUCUCAUUGACUCAACAUUUGAUUUUGAUUCCUCCCCAAGGCAUGACCUACCUUCCAGCCAGCCUAUUGACAUCCCCGAUGCCAAGAAGAGAAACAAGAAGAAGAAGCGUUGCAGGGCAACAGACAGUUUCUCAGGACGAUUUGAGGAUGUAUACAGACUGCAGGAGGAAGUACUGGGAGAGGGAGCCUAUGCUCGGGUGCAAACGUGCAUAAACCUCAUCACCAACAAAGAGUAUGCUGUCAAGAUAAUUGAAAAAAGACCGGGCCACAGCCGCAGCCGAGUCUUCCGUGAGGUUGAGAUGCUCUACCAGUGCCAGGGUCACAGUAACAUCCUGGAGUUGGUGGAAUUCUUUGAAGAGGAAGACAAAUUCUACCUGGUGUUUGAAAAGCUCAGAGGAGGUUCGAUUUUGGCGCACAUUCACAAAAGACAGCACUUCAGUGAGCAGGAAGCCAGUAUUGUUGUGCAGGACAUUGCCAGAGCUCUGGAUUUCCUGCAUAACAAGGGAAUGGCACACCGAGACCUCAAACCUGAAAACAUCCUCUGCGAAAGUGCAGACAAGAUCUCUCCUGUUAAGAUUUGUGACUUUGACCUGGGCAGUGGCAUCAAACUGAACAGUGACAGCUCACCCAUCUCCACCCCUGAGCUUCUCACUCCUUGUGGCUCUGCAGAGUACAUGGCACCUGAGGUGGUCGAGGCCUUCAGCGAGGAGGCCACCAUUUAUGACAAGCGCUGUGACCUUUGGAGCCUCGGUGUCAUCUUGUACAUCAUGCUUAGUGGCUACCCACCUUUCGUAGGCCGCUGUGGUGGGGACUGUGGCUGGGAACUGGGGGAACCCUGCCACACAUGCCAGAACACCCUGUUUGAAAGUAUUCAAGAAGGAAAGUACGAGUUUCCAGACAAAGACUGGGCUCAUAUCUCCUCAAGUGCCAAAGACCUUAUAUCCAGACUUCUGGUUCGGGAUGCCAAAAAGCGCCUUAGUGCUAGCCAGGUGCUGCAGCACCCGUGGGUGCAGGGGGGUGCAUCAAACACUCUGCCAACGCCUCUUUUUCAUCAGAGAACCAGCAAUGCGAGGGAUCUGACAUUCUUUGCCGACAAAGUCAUGGCUGUGAACCGGCAGCUGGCUGAACAGGAUGGCAUGGAGGAGCAGCAGCAGCAGGACACCCCCGUGGUGGUCACCGCUGCCGGCUCUUCAAUGCACCUCUCUCCUCCUUCCAACUCAAAGCUGGCCAGGCGCAGGCAGCGGAGCAGCCAGCCCAAAGGAGGGCCCGUCUCUGCUGCUGAGCUCCGUCAGCUCUUGGCCCCUCUUGUUAUUGUGGGCGACUGUGCCUGAACUUUUGUCAACGCUGACCUCAAACUUCUGUUAAGAUCGGAGGCCUGAUGCUCCCUUUUCCCCAAUUAAGCCUCCCUGUUGACUCUUGCUGGCCUUGGUCCCUCGCCAUUCGGGCUCUUUCUGCCUCGCUGUAAGGGGAGACCACAGUUCUUCCUCUAAAUGCCUUUUGACCUUCUGCAGCACUUCUAAAGCACAUCAGCCCAGGGCCUGCAAGUACACAGAUGCACGUCCAGGUUUUUGGGGAGAGGGGAGUGAGAGAGAGAAGUAUUUUCUAAAUUAUCUUCUUUUUUUUUUUUUUUUUUUCCUUGCUCAGUUCAUCGAAAUCCGAAUACUUAUUUUUGAAACUAAGCUCAGACACCAAAGGACAACUUAUCGUGCUGCUCCCACGUUACAACUGGAUCCACUGUGAAUUAAUUUGUCUGGAAUGUUCUCUUUGCCUGUAUGUAAACGCAUGAAUGGUCAAUCUGCACAUACGUACAAGCUUAUGCAAUAUGCCAAGAUGAAGGCUGUUCCUGUCUGAGGAAUUGAGUAUACGGGGUCGGAAGGGCGGUAAGCCAAUGCUGUCUGUGCCUGGUGCAGUUAUUGUGUGGCUGGGGACACUUAAUUUUUUUUUUUUUCCUCUCCCCCCUUUCUGGUCUCCAUUCAUAACAAAGCAAGGGAGUCUGGCUUGGUGGCCAUGCAAUUAAAGCACCAGGAGCAGAGAAUGUCUACACUGCCAGCCGUGAUUGAACUAGUGCACUGAUUUAUACAGUUUGGCUCAAUGCUAAAUGACCAGCUGCCGUACUGUUCAGUGUAUAGGACGAGACUAUCAGGCUAAUUAUUACUAUUUUACCUUGGUAUGAUGCAUGGGCGUCCCCCACCCCCCAAAACAUACACACACACACACACACACACACACACACACAAAAAAUGCAAUGUUCAGCCCUCAACCAUAUCUGGUAUGUCGAUCAUAAUUGAUCUGACUUCAUACAUGAGUUUGUCCCAUCGCCACACCCACAAUUAUGUUUUUCAUUUUUGUAUUUUUUUUUUUUUAAGUACAAAGCAAUGUAUGCAUCAGAUCUAACCUUACCAUUUUGGCAGUAAAGGUUAGAAAUCCCUACACUGUAGGGUUUGAAAAGCACAUUAUGGCCAAUGUGACCUCUGUGUCAUUUGUCAAUUGAAUACACUUAUUUGGACCAUCGUCAUUUAAAUGUGUUUUUUUUUUGUCUUAUUUUGAUGAGAUGUCCAUUUCUAAAUAUUGACAUCUUCACAUACCCCCUCCAAAAAAGUAACCCCAAACAUUUAAAAAAAAAAAGGAAAAACAUUCCACAAAAACCACAAAAAAAGUCUUCCACAAAUGUGUAGCUGUAUUAUGUUUACCUUGUUUUUUAUGUUUAAAAACUCCA
Molecule: messenger RNA, 3144 nt
Organism: Dunckerocampus dactyliophorus (ringed pipefish)
Lineage: Eukaryota; Metazoa; Chordata; Actinopteri; Syngnathiformes; Syngnathidae
Gene: mknk2b
Product: MAPK interacting serine/threonine kinase 2b
Exons: 14
Coding region: 332-1759 (475 amino acids)
Biological process (GO): peptidyl-serine phosphorylation; protein autophosphorylation; intracellular signal transduction
Cellular component (GO): cytoplasm; nucleus
Molecular function (GO): calmodulin binding; calcium-dependent protein serine/threonine kinase activity; calcium/calmodulin-dependent protein kinase activity
Source: RefSeq, a predicted model, not a curated record